Molecule: messenger RNA, 1577 nt
Organism: Phytophthora nicotianae INRA-310
Lineage: Eukaryota; Oomycota; Peronosporomycetes; Peronosporales; Peronosporaceae
Exons: 4
Coding region: 132-1577 (481 amino acids)
Molecular function (GO): hydrolase activity
Source: RefSeq, a predicted model, not a curated record
CGCAUCGAAUCUCAAGCGCUUGACUGGUUAUUGGAUGGCUGACGCCGCGUGGAUCACAAGGAAAUCUCAGCGCAUCCCGGUUGUUACCUUCUGCUAGCUCUAGCACUACCAUAGCGAUUUCAUUGUUGACGAUGCAAGUACAACACGAUCGCAUGUGGACAAGACUAUCAUUAGACUCCCUUGCUCACAUGUUCAUCAACCAAGCUACCAUAUCUCAAUUUGCCCUGCUGGAAUCAAGCACGUUACAAGUCGACCAUCGAAAUAACAACGAUAUUUCCCAGUCAACAUGUUCGUGGGCCCUUUAUUGGCAACGAUCGUCGUUACUGGGGUUGACGUCGCCACAUCAUCCUCACAUUCGGGUCCCUGUCAACUCUCCUCGAGUUCUGGCAAGCGCUAGCAAUGUCAAGCACAUCCUGCACUUCUCUGACGUCCAUCUCAAUAUCUCCGAGUCACUCGACGCUACCGAGCCUGUCGAAAUGCAGUUCAAGUAUGGAAAUGAUGCCCCAAUCACCAUGUUGAAGUCAGCUGUCGAGUUUGCCAAGAAGCUGAUGCCCGAUCCAGAUUUCUUCCUCUACACGGGCGAUCAUGUCGUACAUGGAGAUCUUACGGACAAAUUUUUAGCGGACACCAUAGAGACGAAUGUCAAGACUGUGGCUCGCUACUACUCGACAAAGGACAAUGACACAAACUUGGACAUCACUGCACUGCUUGGCAACGCAGAUACAACCCCCGAUUACACUAUGAACUUGACGGAUCCGGAAGCAGAAACCAAUCCGUCGAUCACACUCAUCUCGGCAGCAUGGGAAGAUAUCCUUUCAACGUCUAACCUCGACUGGUUUAACCAUCGUGGGUAUCGGGUGUUUGAUCUGGACGAAAACCCUUGCUGUUCUUACACUCAAUACGGUACCCUACUCACCAAGCCAUUCCCCCGACACAACGAAUAUAUCGGACCCUUUCGGUCAGUUUGCAACGAAACGCUGCUCGAGCUCCGGAACGCUGGCAAGUUCGCCUAUAUCGUCGGACAUAUUCCUCCCAUUAUCGACUCGUAUAGCGGCGCCCAGAUACAUCGUCAAGCCCAGUUCUUCGCGCACGUGCACAGUAUUGAGUUCCGUAUCCCUCUCACGUCCGAGCAGUUGGUUCAAGAAGAAACGGAGGGUACAGAGCUCGUACCGCUGUUCAUGUCGGCAGCGAUCUCGCCCAUCUACAACAACAACCCGGAAUUCAUGAUCUGGGACUUCGAUGCCAAUUCGUACGAAGUGCUGGACUUCACAGUGUACGGCACCAACAUCUCGUCUGACAGUCAAGAAGUGGAUUGGAAACCGCUUUUCAAGGCUAGCACGGCGUACGGCGUAAAUUCCUUACGCACGACGGAGUUGAAUGCGUUGGUUAGCCGUCUCGCAUCGGAUUCGGCAUUACUGGAGCAAUACUACUACAACUCGAAGGUGCAGUCGUACUUGCAAUCGCCGUGCGUGGACGUGGCAUGUCAGUCGAAAUGGCUGUGCACGACACAAUGGUACACAACGUCGGAGGACUUUGAGGCGUGUGUAAAAGAGUUGGAGAUGAAGCGCUCAGCUUAG